AGGAUGUCCUGCUGUGUCCCCAGCUGCGGCGUGGCCACCCCGGCCCCUCUGGCUGACACCUGCAACGAGCCCUGCGUGCGGCAGUGCCCCGACUCCACGGUGGUCAUCCAGCCCCCGGCCUCGGUGGUCACCUUCCCCGGGCCCAUCCUCAGCUCCUUCCCGCAGCAGAGCGCCGUGGGCUCGGCCGGAGCUCCCUACGUCGGAGGCGGCUUCGGCGGCUCCUCCGGCCGCCGUGGGGGCUACGGGGGCUUCGGGGGCUCCGGUGGCUCCGGGGGCUUUGGGGGAUUCGGAGGUUACGGAGGAUUCGGAGGUUUUGGGGGCAGCUGCGGUGGCUCCAGAGGCUGCGGGCCCUGCUAA
Agelaius phoeniceus (red-winged blackbird) is the source of this 357-nucleotide messenger RNA. Lineage: Eukaryota; Metazoa; Chordata; Aves; Passeriformes; Icteridae. The record is from RefSeq and is a predicted model, not a curated record.